This is a messenger RNA of Prosopis cineraria, 1545 nucleotides long. Its product is annotated as NAC domain-containing protein 1-like. The record is from RefSeq and is a predicted model, not a curated record. Gene Ontology annotation, biological process: regulation of DNA-templated transcription. NCBI's taxonomy places the organism in Eukaryota, Viridiplantae, Streptophyta, Magnoliopsida, Fabales, Fabaceae. Bases 38 to 1099 code for a protein of 353 amino acids. Gene Ontology annotation, molecular function: DNA binding. The transcript is spliced from 3 exons.
UUUCAAUCCUCUCCUCUUCCCCUUCUGUGAAACGUUAAUGGGUAGCCCGCAGUCCAAUUUACCUCCGGGCUUUAGAUUCCACCCUACCGAUGAGGAGCUCGUUCUUCACUAUCUCAGCAAGAAGGUAGCCUCUCUGCCCUUGCCAGUCUCCAUCAUUGCCGAGGUUGAUAUCUACAAGUUCGAUCCCUGGGACUUACCGGAGAAGGCAGCGUUUGGGGAUAAGGAAUGGUACUUUUUCAGUCCUCGAGACCGCAAGUACCCGAACGGGGCGAGGCCAAACAGGGCAGCUGCUUCAGGGUACUGGAAGGCGACAGGGACUGAUAAGACCAUAGUGGUGUCGUUGCCGGGAGGAGGAACGGCGGAGAGCAUGGGGGUGAAGAAGGCUCUGGUGUUCUACACCGGAAGACCCCCCAAGGGCGUCAAGACUAACUGGAUCAUGCACGAGUAUCGUCUCCUCGACAACACCAGAAACAAACCCAUCAAGUUCCAAGACUCUUCCAUGAGGCUUGAUGACUGGGUUCUUUGCCGAAUUUACAAGAAGUCCAAGUAUGCUGAAUCUCCCACUGCAGAAACAGAAACCUUGACGGCCGACCAAGAUCUAGCUGAAGAGCAUAUUGUGUUAUUACCAGGCUCUCAGUCUCCCCCUUCUCAUCAAAACACUCUGACUUCUCAGAAAUCAUUGUCUUUCUCGAACCUGUUAGAUGCCACGGACUUCUCCAUGUUGAGCAGCUUAUUAUCUGACAACUAUUCGACCCCGCCUGGGUUUGAAUCAGUUCCUGCCGCGAAUUCGAACUCUGAAAUUCUCAAUCCGGAUCAACAAUCAUACCAAAACACUAAUACCAACAACAGCUGCUACCUCCAGAAAACCCUCCAUUUGAACCCCUCCGUCCAAAACAUGGAAAACAACACGCGCAAGCGUCAGAUUUCUAGCAUAGAUGAGGAUUUCUCGUACCCAUCAAAGAAGUACCUGAGCUCUUCCUGCAGCUUCCCUAAUAACAGCACGACCCAGCUCCAGAACCCACAAUGGAACUUCCUCCUCAAGCAGUCGUUGUUGAACCAGCAGUUACUGCUGGGUCCUCAUCUUGGCUUUCAGGGAUAAAUCUACACACUUCAAAAGCAAAAAUAAUGAUGAAGUAUUUUAGGAGGAGAUAAUUAGUAAAAUAUCCAGAAGCCGAGCCCACAUCCAGGGCAGCACAUCGUCUGAUCUAUCCGCGCAUUACGUAUGGAUCAGUACGAAAAAAAAUUAGGUGUCUUUUUUUCGGUGUUAGCUAGAAAAUGGUGAGGAUAAUUAAAAUGGACAAGAGGACUGUUGAAAUGAUGAGGAAUUCAAAGGUAAGAAUCUAGCGUCAAGCGUGAAGGAACUGUAAUCUCCUGGCUCGAUGACGGGUCGAAAAUGAUUCGUGUACAAAAUUAAUUAACGGUAGUAAUUUGUAUGCGGUGGGUAGGCAGGUAAGCUUGACAAGAUACCUGUAGAUAAGGGAUUGCUGAAUGCUGAUUGUGAAUUGUGAUGUUAUGUCAUUUGUCAUUCUUUUUCCAUGAGGAAAA